AUAGAAGUGAUUUUCAACAGUUUAAGAAAAUAUAAGAGUAGCGGCAAUGUUGAAACAACUAGUGUUGUUAAGUUUGCCUAUAACGCUGUACGCCUGGCAGCUGUGCCAUGAUGAGUCGUGCCAAAUCGCGAGCCGACAGGCGAGGAUCAUUGGAGGAGACAUCACGGAACAGAAUUCUAGGCCUUUUCAGGUCGCCCUGUACUCGCGGGUGGGAACCACGGGCGAGGUGGGGUUCUGCGGGGGUUCGCUCGUCCACCCGGAGUGGGUGCUGACCGCCGCGCACUGCUGCUACCACGACGGUCAGCAGGUUGACAAUGUGCAGGCAAUCCUAGGCGCGCACUCGCUGUACGACCGGUACGAGAACGGGCGCCGCAUCGUGAACGUGGACGAGGUGCGUGUCCAUCCAGACUGGGACGCGGACUCCUUCGCCAACGACAUCGCUCUAAUGAGGCUUGCUAACGUCAUGCAGCUUACAGAAACCAUCGAUGUAGUUCGUCUCCCGUACCUGAGUAUAUCCAACUUCAAUUUCGCUGGGAUGGGAGCCACGGCAUCCGGGUGGGGAAUUGCGGCGCCAGGUGUGGAGUUCGUGUCACCAACGCUUCGGGAGAAGCUAAUGACGGUGAUGACGGACACGAUGUGCAACAUACAGUAUUUCGACCAGCUGCCCGCCAACAUGGUGUGUGGCUUCCAUGCUACGGCAGGCACAUGCAAGGGAGACAAUGGUGGUCCAUUGACGAUAUGGUAUAAUGCCACAGAAGAAGUUAUUCUGAUCGGCGUGGCAUCGUUCGUUGACAAGAGCGGCUGCAACGACGAACUUCCCUCUGUGUUCACGCGCGUACAGCGCUACUUGCAGUGGAUCAGCGGCAAUACCGGCAUCGUACUUGAAUAACAUGCUUGCUAGU
Molecule: messenger RNA, 902 nt
Organism: Cydia amplana
Lineage: Eukaryota; Metazoa; Arthropoda; Insecta; Lepidoptera; Tortricidae
Product: brachyurin-like
Exons: 7
Coding region: 47-889 (280 amino acids)
Biological process (GO): proteolysis
Molecular function (GO): serine-type endopeptidase activity
Source: RefSeq, a predicted model, not a curated record